CGGGGAUAUACUCCACAAAUUGUUCCCCCCAUUCUUAGCAGCCGCGUCAGGUCAUCUCUGCCAGCUACUAUCAUGUCCUUAGCAAACUACUACAUUGGUGUCGAUGUAGGUACUGGAUCUGCUCGCGCAUCGCUCGUCAAGGACGACGGCACUACCGUCGCGUCGUUUACCAAAGAAACCAUCACUUACCGCGACCCCGAGAACCAUCGCAUUUUCGAACAGUCCACCAACAAUAUCUGGGACGCGAUAUCCACAUGCAUCAGAACUUGCUUAAACGAUUCUGGUGUCUCGCCAUCCUCUGUGAAGGGUAUUGGAUUUGACGCUACCUGCUCGCUCGCCGUCUCCGAUUUCCAGGGGGAACCAGUCAUUAUCACGGGAGGCGACCAACUGGGUCAGAAUGGAGACCGCAAUGUCAUCUUGUGGGCUGACCAUCGCGCUGAGAAGGAAGCGGAUCUAAUUAACAGUACCGGCUCUGUCGUUCUCGAUUAUGUCGGUGGAACCAUGAGUUUGGAAAUGGAGAUUCCAAAAGUCCUCUGGUUGAAGAACCAUAUGGACGCAGCCCUUUUUUCUCGCUGUCAAUUCUUUGACCUUCCCGACUUCCUUACAUACCGUGCAACCACCGACAGCACACGAUCAUGCUGCUCAGUUACCUGCAAAUGCUCUUUUGUCCCGAACAAAGGCUGGCAGGCAGAUUUCUUUAAGAAAAUUGGACUACAAGAACUAGUCGAGUGCGAUUAUAAUCAAAUCGGUGCCGCAAACAUGAAAGUUCUUACUGCUGGUUUGCCAGUUGGCCAAGGCUUGUCAAAGCGCGCCGCCGAGGAGUUCGGACUUGUAGAAGGAACACCGGUUGGGAGCGGGGUCAUUGACGCGUAUGCUGGUUGGAUGGGAACGGUGGCUGCAAGGACUACGGGUAACGAUGGGCAACUGUCUACCGAUCUGCCGUCGGUAGACGAAUCUAGUCAUCGCUUGGCUGCUGUUGCAGGAACAAGUACAUGUCAUCUUGUUCAGAGCCGCGAAGGCGUGUUUGUUAAUGGCGUAUGGGGUCCUUACAAGGACCCCCUAUUCCGUGGUUGGUGGAUGAAUGAGGGCGGUCAGUCAUCUACAGGACAGCUUAUUGAUUUUAUGUUGAUCACCCAUCCCGCCUACAACAAGCUUGUGGAGCUUGGAAAGGAACAGAAAAAGAACAUUCAUGUCGUUCUUCAGGAGAUGCUCGCCAGGCUCAAGACUGAGAGCAAAGUGGAUAGUCUAACAGAGUUGACAAAAGACAUCCAUCUAUACCCGGAUCUUCAUGGAAAUAGGUCACCUAUUGCUGAUCCCCGCAUGAAAGGAUCGAUUAUGGGUAUCGCACUGGAUGAUACCCUACACGACCUGGCGCGAAAGUACAAUGUGACUUUGGAAGCCAUUGCACUCCAAACACGACACAUUGUCGACGAGAUGAACGCUAAGGGACACAGGAUCACGUCGAUCUAUAUGAGUGGCGGCCAGGCGAAGAACAUCCCGAUGAUGCAGCUCUUUGCUAAUACCUGCGGAAUGCCGAUAAUACUGCCUUUCGAUCAUGCGGGGGCGGUCGUGUUGGGCGCUGCGAUGCUAGGGAGGUUCGCCGCGGAGGCGAAUGGCAAGGGUGAGAUGAGUAACCAAGAGCAGGGAGAUGUGCUAUGGAAGAUUAUGGUGGAGAUGACACUUCCGGGAACGAUGGUUUCUCCGUUGGCAUCACCCAAGGAAAAGCAGUUGCUUGAGGCCAAGUAUAAGAUUUUCAGAGAAACGAUUUUGAUUCAGAAACGUUGGAGGCAGGAAAUGGAAGACGCGUGCAAGUGAAGGAUGGGAAUCUUCCAGUAGAUAUAUAUCCAAGAUGUAAUUUUAGAUACCUUACCAUCUAAAGAAUUAAACAUCCCAGCGCUGAUAGUUGACC
This is a messenger RNA of Guyanagaster necrorhizus, 1909 nucleotides long. Its product is annotated as Pentulose kinase. The transcript has 9 exons. Gene Ontology annotation, molecular function: D-ribulokinase activity. Gene Ontology annotation, cellular component: cytoplasm. The coding region runs from base 73 to 1815 and encodes 580 amino acids. Lineage: Eukaryota; Fungi; Basidiomycota; Agaricomycetes; Agaricales; Physalacriaceae. The record is from RefSeq and is a predicted model, not a curated record. Gene Ontology annotation, biological process: carbohydrate phosphorylation; pentose metabolic process.